CCCUGGAUGAAUGAAGGCGGACUUUUUGAACGGAUUCCUCGCCAAUAAGCAGCGGAGAGUCAGGCGGGGGUCGACUCCUCCAGGCGGAGCUGAGCUCCGAGAGGAGCCGCUAACCAAUCAGGAGCCGGAGCUCUGAAGCCGCGUCACCGUUUCGCAGCCGCUCCCGCAGCUUAAGAGCAGCCAGUCUCCUCUCUAGUCUCCACUUUUCUCCCGACUGUUGAGAGGAAGAAGAAGAAACAAUGGCAAGAACCAAGCAGACUGCUCGUAAAUCCACCGGAGGCAAAGCUCCCAGGAAGCAGCUGGCCACCAAGGCUGCCCGUAAGAGCGCCCCGGCCACCGGCGGAGUGAAGAAGCCUCACCGUUACAGGCCCGGUACCGUGGCUCUCCGAGAGAUCCGUCGCUACCAGAAAUCCACCGAGCUGCUCAUCCGCAAGCUGCCCUUCCAGCGCCUGGUCCGAGAAAUUGCUCAGGACUUCAAGACCGACCUGCGCUUCCAGAGCUCCGCUGUCAUGGCUCUGCAGGAGUCCAGCGAGGCUUACCUGGUCGGCCUCUUCGAGGACACCAACCUGUGCGCCAUCCACGCCAAGAGGGUCACCAUCAUGCCCAAAGACAUCCAGCUGGCCCGCCGCAUCCGCGGAGAGCGCGCAUAACCUGUGUGCUGCUCCACCGACCACAACGGCUCUUUUCAGAGCCCC
Molecule: messenger RNA, 695 nt
Organism: Acanthopagrus latus (yellowfin seabream)
Lineage: Eukaryota; Metazoa; Chordata; Actinopteri; Spariformes; Sparidae
Product: histone H3
Exons: 1
Coding region: 240-650 (136 amino acids)
Cellular component (GO): nucleosome
Molecular function (GO): structural constituent of chromatin; DNA binding; protein heterodimerization activity
Source: RefSeq, a predicted model, not a curated record